This is a messenger RNA of Daucus carota subsp. sativus, 1351 nucleotides long. RefSeq names its product vesicle-associated protein 4-1-like. The record is from RefSeq and is a predicted model, not a curated record. Gene Ontology annotation, cellular component: plasma membrane; endoplasmic reticulum membrane. Lineage: Eukaryota; Viridiplantae; Streptophyta; Magnoliopsida; Apiales; Apiaceae. The transcript is spliced from 7 exons. The coding region runs from base 223 to 1017 and encodes 264 amino acids. Gene Ontology annotation, biological process: endoplasmic reticulum membrane organization.
ACUGUUUUAUAAAUUAAAAUUGCUGCACUAUAGUAAAAUGUGAGCUGUCUGUCAGUUUCUAUUGCUCAGUUACAGAUUCACAGGAAUCACGCCACUUUUCUCUGAAUCAAAUUCACACCAGUUAAACAUUGUGGGCAGCAUUAUGAAGAUAUGUACAUUGGCUGUUCAUGCUAGCCCCUGAGUUGUGACAGCUUGCCGGAAUAUUGAAGCAUUCAGAAAACAAUGGCAGGUGGUUUCGGCAAUGUCAAGCUGGAGACCGAAGAUGAAAAGGUGUGGAGCAUUUGCAGAAUGCCCUUCUGGAAUUCUACCACCAUUUCCUCUGAUGUUGAUAAUAAUAGUAACAUGCAUCACCAAACUCAGUUGGGUUUCGAUACAGCUUCCACUCAUCAUCAUCAUUCAUCCACUUCGCUUUCGUCUCUGGCGAUGUCUCUUCUCCCCACCAGGCGCAGACUCUCUCUGGAUCCUACGAACAAGCUCUUUUUCCCCUAUGAGCCUGGUAAACAAGCCAGGAGUGCUGUAAGGAUUAAAAACAUUAGCAAGACUCAUGUAGCUUUUAAGUUCCAGACAACUGCACCAAAAAGUUGCUACAUGCGCCCUCCCGGAGGAAUACUCACUCCUGGAGAAAGUAGUCUUGCAACAGUUUUCAAAUUUGUGGAGCCUCCAGUGAAAGGUGAGAAAUUCUUGGGUCAGAAAAGCAGGGUUAAGUUCAAGAUCAUGAGCUUGAAAGUGGAACCAGGAACGGAUUACAUACCAGAGUUGUUUGAUGAACAAAAGGACCAAGUGUUAGUUGAGCAAAUUUUGCAGGUUGUUUUCCUCGACAAAGAAGGACCUUCUCGAGAGCUGGAGAAACUAAACAGUCAACUAGUUGAAGCUGAGGCUGAGCUGGAGACGCAUAAAAAUCGUCAAGAGGACUCAGGGCCGCGGAUUGUGGGAGAAGGACUCAUUAUAGAUGAAUGGAAAGAGAGGAGGGAACGCUAUCUUGCUCGUCAGCAAGUUGAAGGGCUCGAAUUAGUGUAAGAGCCUGGUGUUCAUCUUUUCUAUCUUUCAAAGACUUGAGCAGAAAUCAGUGUUCUUUGGAAAAGAAUGUGCAGCCUCCAAAGCCUCCAUCAUAAGAAGCCAGUUGCUCAUUCUGACUUGGCGGGAUACAAGUCUACAUUUAAAUUCUAACCUUCUCUACGCUUCCAUUUCUAAUGCGAGCACAAAGGCCUCCUCAUCUAGCUGUAAACAUAAUUUGCUUCAUGUGAGAACUGAGAAGUGUUAUGCUUUCUAUGAGACCGUACUCUUUUGUUUAAUCCAAGUGGUUGUUGACCCUUUAUCACAAUUUCAAUUAAUAAUCACAAAUAUUAUGUCA